AUGGGCGACAGUGAGAGUGCCGAGAAGAUCUUUGAAGAGUGGGAAUCUCAGCAGUCAGUUUAUGAUGCUGAAGCUAUUAUUGCAAGGGUUAUACUGAAGGGUGCGAGACCUGAUGCAAAGUCAUGGUAUUCUUUGGCAAAAGUGCAUCCUGAUCAUGAUCAAACUGAGAAGGGAGUUGAGUUGACGAGAAAAGCACUUUUGGCUGUGCAGCCUGGUUGGAAGACCAACAAGGAUGUUUUGGCUGCCUGUCUCAACUACUUGAUAAAGAAACCUGAUCCAGAGGGUGCCAAGGAAUAUAGAAAGCUCCUCACCGAUAAGAAUAUUAUCACCGUGAUUACACAGGCGAGACUGUUGAAUAAGAUAAAUGAGGCGGAUUCAAACUCUGUAACACCAGGUGAAAUGGAAGGGGAUGGUCGAAAUGGAGAUGAAGAAGCAAGUGAGGUUUCAGAAGUGGAGGGGAGUCGUAGCUGCUAG
Rosa chinensis is the source of this 474-nucleotide messenger RNA. Its product is annotated as pentatricopeptide repeat-containing protein At2g20710, mitochondrial-like. Bases 1 to 474 code for a protein of 157 amino acids. Gene Ontology annotation, cellular component: mitochondrion. NCBI's taxonomy places the organism in Eukaryota, Viridiplantae, Streptophyta, Magnoliopsida, Rosales, Rosaceae. The record is from RefSeq and is a predicted model, not a curated record. The transcript is spliced from 2 exons.